AUGUACGCGUGCCAUGUCCAGUGGGUACUUUUAUCGAUUGCAAUCACCGCGGCUGCAACACCAGUUGAGUUUCGAAACACUCGUGCUGCCUUCACCGUUCCUCAAUCUGUCAAGAAACCCUUUGUCAAGACUGGUCCAGCUGCUCUCGCAGCGUUGUACAGAAAAUAUAACAAGGUGGCUCCACAUGCAGUGAAAACUGCCGCUACAAACGUCAAAGGGACAGUCCCAGCAUCACCUGAAGACUACGAUUCAGAAUAUCUGUCAACCGUGAGCAUUGGUGGCCAGACUGUAAAUCUGAAUUUUGACACAGGAAGCUCUGAUCUCUGGGUCUUCUCUUCGCAACUCAAAGACAGUCUUAAGCAAGAUCACGAUGUCUACAGCCCGAGUAUCUCAAGGGGCUCUCGACUUCUGGCAGGUGAGUACUGGACGAUACUAUAUGGUGACAACAGCGAGGCUGAAGGCAAUGUGUACCUUGAUACCGUCAAGGUCGGCGCAACAACCGCAAUCAAUCAAGCCGUCGAAGCCGCUCAGUCCGUCUCCACUUCGUUCGAGCAGGACAUUGACAGCGACGGCAUCCUUGGUCUCGCCUUUGACCUGGUCAACCAAAUCAAGCCGGACCGCCAAAAGACUUUCUUCUCCAACGUCAGGAGCACCCUCGCCGCACCACUCUUCACUGUCGAUCUAAAGAGAGGGAAGCCCGGAUCAUACGACUUUGGUUACGUAGACGACAGUAAGCACACUGGGAGCAUCACCUACGUGCCAGUCGAUAGCCGUAACGGGUUUUGGGGUUUCACAUCCAACGGCUAUGCAGUCGGCAACAGUGGCUUUACUUCCACAAGGAUUGACGCAAUUAUGGAUACGGGGACCUCCCUCAUUUUGUUGCCGGAGGCGGUGGUCACGGCGUAUUAUAAGCAGGUACCGAGUGCGAUAUACUCUGAAGAGCAGGGAGGAUGGACAUUGCCGUGUAUAGCAGCUCCACCGAGCAUCACAUUGGGUUUUGGGUGGUACAAAGCAGUGGUUCCUGGAUCUUAUAUCAAUUAUGGGCCGGUGGAGUCGGGGGGUGUUUUAUGUUAUGGUGGCAUUCAGAAGAAUAGUGGAAUCGGCUUCUCGAUCUUCGGCGAUGUCUUCAUCAAAUCGCAGUUCGUGGUAUUCGAUGCUUCGGGUCCACGACUUGGUGUUGCUCCUAAAAUGCUACAAUCUUGA
This is a messenger RNA of Bacidia gigantensis, 1203 nucleotides long. RefSeq lists its product as uncharacterized. The transcript is spliced from 3 exons. The coding region runs from base 1 to 1203 and encodes 400 amino acids. The record is from RefSeq and is a predicted model, not a curated record. Gene Ontology annotation, molecular function: aspartic-type endopeptidase activity. Lineage: Eukaryota; Fungi; Ascomycota; Lecanoromycetes; Lecanorales; Ramalinaceae. Gene Ontology annotation, biological process: proteolysis.